Clupea harengus (Atlantic herring) is the source of this 814-nucleotide messenger RNA. It is a transcript of the gene trappc6bl, whose product is annotated as trafficking protein particle complex subunit 6B, like. The record is from RefSeq and is a predicted model, not a curated record. Gene Ontology annotation, cellular component: cis-Golgi network; TRAPP complex; trans-Golgi network. Gene Ontology annotation, biological process: regulation of GTPase activity; endoplasmic reticulum to Golgi vesicle-mediated transport. The transcript is spliced from 6 exons. Bases 203 to 718 code for a protein of 171 amino acids. Lineage: Eukaryota; Metazoa; Chordata; Actinopteri; Clupeiformes; Clupeidae.
GUUUCGUGUUGUUAAGGCACGCUAAUUCCAUGGUUCAUAGUCGGAGUAGAAGUUGGCCAACUGUUAGCUUGCUAACUUCACAGACGGUGCUCAUGUUCACCUUAAUUGCGAAAAACAGCUAAUUGCGAAACCAACAGAUGGCCAUAGUUAAUAGCUGGAGAGCCAUAUUUUCAUAAUUUCCUAAUUAUUUUACUUGCAGAAAAUGUACAUUAAUGAUGUUCCUCCUUUAGACAUGGCAGAUGACUCCCUCUUUGAAUUUCUCCAUAUGGAAAUAGUCUCUCAUGUUUACAAGGAACAUGAGUCCCGCGGAGAUAACGAUAAGGAGAGAGGCACUUGUGUCUCCUUAUUAGAGCUCAUGGGUUUCCGGGUAGGCCAAGGACUUAUUGAGAGGUUCACAAAGGACACUCCUAGCUUCAAGGAUGAGCUUGACGUUAUGAAGUUUGUCUGUAAAGACUUCUGGACGAACAUCUUCCGCAAGCAAAUAGACAACCUACGAACCAAUCACCAGGGCACAUACGUCUUACAGGAUAACCGGUUUACACUCUUGACGCCGCUGUCUAGUGGGAAACAGUACCUGGAGGAGGCUCCUAAAUAUCUGGCCUUCUCUUGUGGCCUGUUGAGGGGCGCGCUGUCUAACCUGGGUCUGGAAAGUGUGGUCACUGCAGAGGUCUCCCUCAUGCCUGCUUGUAAAUUCCAGGUGGUGGUGCAGAAGAUUUAGACGACCGUUGGGAGACCUCAGAAUCCUCCCGUCCAGACUUCCCCUUCGCCCUCUACUAUGAAUGUCUACUUAAAUGUCCUGAAUGUUUACAAACCA